This is a messenger RNA of Leptinotarsa decemlineata (Colorado potato beetle), 4873 nucleotides long. It is a transcript of the gene MICAL-like, whose product is annotated as MICAL-like protein. Gene Ontology annotation, molecular function: protein binding. The record is from RefSeq and is a predicted model, not a curated record. NCBI's taxonomy places the organism in Eukaryota, Metazoa, Arthropoda, Insecta, Coleoptera, Chrysomelidae.
AUUUCUGCCAAAUAUAUGUUCUCGAGAAAUAUAUAUAGAGUCAUCGUUAUGGGAGAAUACAAUCGCAGAAGAAGAGUGACAGUAGAUUUGGAUGAUAUCGAAAUACUUCCAUCGAAAGUGAGCGUGGAAAAAUUGUUGCAAGUACCUGUUGGAGACAAGGAAAACGUAUUAAACAGAAAUAAUAAAAGUGGGUUACGAAAAAGAAAACAAUCCGGAUGUUCCCCCCUUCAAAGGAACAUCUGUGUAAAAUUGCCAGAUCCAAAUAAUGACGAUUGUUUGUCGUGUAUGAAAGGUCGAGAUGGAUAUAGAAAACCACUCGUGGACCUAUUUGGCAACCGACAAGAAAGUCAACUGUUCAAUCACAGCAAAAUAUAUGGUUCAGAAAGAAGAAUCGAAGUUUCCAUUUUUCAACAGGAAGAGAAUUUGAUUCAUUCACCAACAAAAAAACCUGGUUUCAAAGAAAAUAGCCCACGUCUGACCAAAUCUGAUGAACAAUGUGAAACACUGAAAGAAACUCCACAAAGGAAAAGAAAACCUUCCAUGGAAAUAAUAGAUGCUCCAAGUCCUGGCGUCGCGAGAACAUUCAGUUUCAUUUGUUUUUCCAACAUUCCAGAAAAUGAAACCCAUAAACAAGGUUUCAAAGAAAAUAGUCCACGUCUGACUAGAUUUGAAGAACAAUGUGAGAUAUUGAAAGCGACUCCUCAAAAAAGAAAACGCUCCGUUGACACAGUAAAUGAAAGGAAAAUUUUGCAAAGAAUAGAUGGUUCGACCCCUGGUAUCGGGAGAACAUUCAGUUUCAUUGCUGUUUCCAAAAGUUCAGAAAAGAAAUCGCAGGAACAAGGUCGAUCUUUCACGUGCUCAACUCCUAUAAAUCCAUCCAAAAUGAGUGAGCGAAGAGGAACAAAGGGUUUGGAACUCUGGUGCAAAAAAAUGACAGAGGGCUAUCCCGGUGUCAAAAUCGACAACAUGACAACAUCUUGGAGAGACGGACUUGCCUUUUGUGCUAUUAUACAUCACUUCAGACCUGACCUCAUAGACUUUUCAAAACUUCACAAAGACGACGUUUACCACAACAACGAACUAGCUUUUAGAGUUGCAGAACAUCACCUAGGCAUUCCAGCCCUUCUUGAACCAGAAGAUAUGGUUGAAUACUCAGUUCCUGAUCGUCUAUCAAUCCUGACAUAUUUAUCACAAUUCUAUCAAGCUUUUGCAGUACCUCAAGGUUCUGCAGCCAGAAUCGCCCCCAAAAGACCUCAGACUGUUCCAGAUCAUGGAAUCGUAUCACCAGCCUCAACAAGUCCGCCUAAAAAAAUGGCGUUAACGAGUGUAGGGAAGCUCCGCAGAGAACCCUGCACCAAAUGCGCGCUUCCAGUAUUCAUAGCAGAACGUCUGAACGUAGGAAAACUUCUCUUCCACCGCACCUGCUUCCGCUGCGCGCGGUGCGACAGUCAGCUCACUCUUGCCAACUACUACGAAACAGAAAACAGCGAAUUCUGCUGCGAAAUCUGCCCGGACGAGGAGAAACUCAUGUCGAAAAAAGCUACCGAAACGCUCCUUCUGCGAUCUCUGAGCGACGAAGAGAAAAGCGCCAGUUUGAAAAUGAUCACCAAUGACCCAGAUGAAUUCAGCACCAUGUUUGAAACAGCCUUGGAAAGCGUUGGCGGAGACAAGAGUUCGGGCUCAGAUUACGCCCAAGCUCGUUCUCAGUUCUUCAAAGCUCAGAUUGAAAGUAGCGAUUCGGGGGCUGAUGAAGAACCUCCCGAUCUUCCUAAAUCCUCACCUCCCGAUCUUCCGAAAUCAUCACCCCCCGAUCUUUCAAAAUCCUCACCCUCCGAUCUUCCGAAAUCCUCACCCCCCAAUCUUCCUAAAUCCUCACCUCCCGAUCUUCCGAAAUCCUCACCCCCCGAUCUUUCAAAAUCCUCACCCCCCGAUCUUCCUAAAUCCUUACUCCCCGAGUUGGCCAAGAGUGACAAGACUGACCCCAAGGACAUAGUAGUGGACAGUGCGCGAUCCGAUAGCAGUUUUCCUGACAGACCUACCAGUGUAAAUAUUAGUACUAAAGUUAGUGUUAACAAAAGAGAAAGUUCCAGCCCUAGGCUGGAUGAAUCUCGUAAUGUUGUUACCAAAGAUGUAUCCGCACAAGAGGGUGACGUUUCAUUGGUCAAAGCUCGAAUGCGAUUGUUCGAAAGUAAUCACUCUAAAGAUUCUGAUAUUAGUAAGUCUGAUGUAUAUAGAAAAUCACAAGGUAGUGAGAAAGUGCCUAAAAAGCAAGAAAAAUCGCCCGUAAUAACCAUUCCACUUAUUAGGUUAGAAGAGUUAGAAAAUUUCGACGACCGUUCGAACAGAGAAGAUGAUAAAAUCAUCGCUGAACCAAUAGUUUCGAUAGAUAAGGACGAAACAAAACACAGCAUUCAAGAGGACAUUGUUUCAAAUAAAGACAUUGUUGAAGAAACCCCGUGCACUAAUCAGGAACCGGAAGUAAAGCCGAUUCAGGAUAGUCCAAUCAGUGACAAAACAGAAAACGUAGAACCUGUGAAUGAGGAAUCAAUCCCAGCUCAGGACAUUGGUGUUGAGCCAGAAGACUCGAUCAUCAUAAUAGAUUCCAUGGAGGAAAACGUUGACGAUAUUAUACUAGUAGAUGACUCACCACAGAAGACUGAUCCCCCAGUAGCUGAUGCUAAUUCGGAGAUGAACGAUAAUAUCAAUGAUGAAUCUGUUAUAGCACAGCCAAAAGAGAGCGAAUACUCUUUCGCAUCUACUGUGUCUGUAAUUACAUCUGACGACAGUGAAAAAUCCCCUAGUGCUGUGAAAGAAGACGAAGAGGUACCUCCACUGAAAGGACCCUGUGAAGAAGAAAGCCCAUCAAAAUUGUCCCUGGCAGAUAACUCGAUUUCCUCUUCAUUCACGACUUCGGCAGAAUACCCUGCAGAACUGGAUCCGUUUGGAGAGGAAGCUGAGGAUGAAGUAGGUAAACCUGAAGACUCUUGCAACCGAUCCCUCAAUCCUUUCGGUAGUGAGGACGAGGAAGAGCAACCUGAACCGAAGAAAAAGAUUAUACCGAGUGUUUCAGACGGACUCAUAAAAGGGACUCCAGAUCACCUCUCCAGGGUACAUGUGGAGAGGAUAAGCAUAAAUCCCUUCGAUGAAGAUCCCAGCGAGAAACCUUCCAAGCCUUUGGUAAGUCCGAGAAUGAGGAAGAAGAAGGUAAUUCCCAACGCAGCCGAUCGAGAUAUACAAGGGACUCCUGAUCACUUGGCAGGUGUACUUAUAGAGAGGGUUAGUGUGAAUCCAUUCGAGUCUCCUAAACCAGUAGCCAGAAAGAAAAAACUUAUUUCACCCGCAAAAGGGAGCCUCAACCCGUUUUCCAGUGAUGAUGAAGACCAAGAAGAGGAGGCUGUUAAACAACCUGUACCAAAACCAAGAGUAUCAAGGACGUCAGUUCAACCGGCAGAGCCGAAGCCUAGGGAGACCGGUCAGUUGUCCUUGAACACGAAGAUCAAUUUUGGGUCGAACUCCUCGAUUUCGAGUGGUAGUGCGUACGGUAGUGCGAGGAAGAAGAAGCCCGCUCCCAGGCCGCCGAUUCCGACGAAAUUCGAUGAAUCCGCCAACAGUUCCUUGACUUCGAGUCCAAAUCACAGUUUGCAAUAUUCACCCCAUUCGGGAGUGAGACACAAAAAAAACAAGAAAGCUCCUGCUCCUCCUGUUCCGAAAUUUGCUUCGACGCCAGUUUCUGCUCAGAAAAUGAAGGACUCUCCUAUCACGUUCCCAUCUCCAAUCAAGAUGGAAAUAACGGAAGAUGCUGAAAUUCGCAAAAAGAUCACUGACGACAAUAUUGAAUCAGAAAUCGGGACACACGACGAAAAGGACGUCAAGGAUGAAAUGAACAGAAAUAGGCGAAGUCAAGAUCUUUCAACACAAAAAUCCUCCUCAGAUGAACAUUUACCAAGUCUUUCCAUCCCGAACAAAAGCACGUACGGCAAGUGGAAAAGAAGAAAAGGACAAGCCCCAUCCAAGCCCAUACCCCAAAAAAGGACCAUCAAAUGCUUACCGAUGGCUGAAAUCCGUCGAGAGCUGGAAUUCAUUGAAAUCCAGCAGCAGGGGUUGGAAAAGCAGGGUGUCCGUUUGGAACAGAUUAUUCGAGAAAAGUGUGAGGGCACAGAAGCAAACACCCCUUCCAAUCCAGAAGAUGAUAUUCCUAUUGAUGUUGAAGAUUUGAUACUGCAACUCUUUGAACUAGUGAAUGAGAAGAACGAACUAUUUAGAAAGCAAACUGAACUCAUGUACUUAAGAAGGCAACAACGACUUGAAGAGGAACAUGCAGAUGUGGAGUAUCAAAUAAGGUGUCUGAUGCUACAACCGGAAGCAAAUAAGACAGAUUCCGAUAAAACUAGGGAGGAGGAGCUGAUAAAAAGGUUGAUCGAUAUCGUGGAAAGGAGAAAUGAAAUAGUUGAAUGUCUGGAAAUGGAUCGGGUUAGAGAAGCAGAGGAAGACGACAGUAUAAGUAGCCACAUCAACAUGUACGCCCUGAAUCGGGAUGUGGAUAAAUCGAUUUCCGAAAAUCCUAAGAAGGAGAAAGAUAAGGACAAGAAGAAACAUAAAAAAGAGAAGAAAUCAAAACACAAGUCCAAGGAUAACGUUGACAUGGACAAAGACGUUGAUGAAAGCGAGACUUACAAUACUUUGGAGAAGAAGAAAAAGAAAAAAUUCGCUCUUUUUUAAGGAAUCCGAAUUCGUUGCCAUUACUUUAAGAUAUUUGAAACAAGUUUCUGGAGCUGUGCUUUAUUUUUGUUUUUAUCAUUGAGUCAAUAUAUUUUUUGUACUUUCGUUACUUAUAUGUUGUGAUUUUUAUAGUAUUAAAGAUUCAACUUUUGAA